Molecule: messenger RNA, 685 nt
Organism: Carassius carassius (crucian carp)
Lineage: Eukaryota; Metazoa; Chordata; Actinopteri; Cypriniformes; Cyprinidae
Product: leptin receptor gene-related protein
Exons: 4
Coding region: 103-498 (131 amino acids)
Biological process (GO): late endosome to vacuole transport via multivesicular body sorting pathway; negative regulation of growth hormone receptor signaling pathway
Cellular component (GO): endosome
Source: RefSeq, a predicted model, not a curated record
AGUAGUUUGAGGAAAUAGGAAGUCAGUCCAGUUUACUGUCUAUGGUAACACUUAGCACAAAGACAAAAACAAAAACAAAACAAAAACAAUAGGUGUUUGUGAAUGAUGGCAGGAAUAAAAGCUCUUGUUGCGUUAUCCUUCAGUGGUGCACUUGGACUGACUUUUCUCCUUUUGGGAUGUGCACUGGAACAUUUUGGAGUGUACUGGCCAAUGUUUGUCCUGAUUUUCUACAUCCUGUCACCUAUCCCAAAUUUAAUAGCCAGGAGGCAUGCGGAUGACACUGAGUCAAGCAAUGCAUGCAGGGAGCUUGCAUACUUCUUAACCACUGGAUUUGUGGUGUCUGCAUAUGGGCUACCUGUUGUGCUUGCACGAACAUCUGUGAUCCAGUGGGGCGCCUGUGGCCUAGUAAUAGCAGGCAAUUGUGUAAUUUUUCUGACCAUUCUGGGUUUCUUCCUGAUAUUCGGAGGUGGAGAUGACUUCAGCUGGGAACAGUGGUAAAACCUAUCCAGAAGAAGAACAAAACUACAUUAUAAACUGCAAAACUUUAAAUCAUUUGGCAUGGCCGUGCUGAUUAACCCAGGCCUUGACAGACUGUGUCAGUUGCUUUCUUUGUUUUAAUCUCAGUUAUGGCUGCUCUGUCUUUCUGCUUUUGUCUUUUCAUUUGCAUUACACGUCGGCAUGUGCA